UUGUUCCCUUCAAUUCCUUACCCUGUGGAUUAAGCUUCCCGGGAUACCUAAUCGAUCGAUUGUGUUCAUUCAUCCGCACGUAACAUAUCAACUUGAACGAUGAUUAGGUUGUUUAAAGUCAAGGAAAAGCAAAGUAAAGAAGCUGAAAAUGCAAACGGGAGGGGUUUUAAGAAGCAAAGUGCAGGGCAACUGCGUGUUCAUAAAGACAUAAGUGAGCUGAACCUGCCAAAAUCAUGCUCCAUAUCCUUUCCGAAUGGCAAGGAUGAUCUGAUGACUUUCGAGAUCUCCAUGAAACCUGAUGAAGGGUAUUACCAGGGAGGGAAAUUUUUGUUUACCUUCAAUGUAUCUGCAAUAUACCCACAUGAAGCGCCAAAGGUCAAGUGUAAAACCAAGGUUUAUCAUCCUAAUAUUGACUUGGAAGGAAAUGUAUGCCUCAAUAUUCUGCGAGAAGAUUGGAAACCGGUUCUUAACAUCAACACAAUUGUCUACGGAUUGUCUCAUCUCUUCACGGAACCAAACCAUGAAGAUCCUCUAAAUCAGGACGCCGCUACUGUUCUGAGGGACAACCCAAAAACAUUUGAAGCGAACGUUAAGAUAGCAAUGAGUGGAGGACGUGUGGGGGGAACGCAUUUUACUCGAUGUACCUAACAAUCUGUUUUUUUUGCAAUGGGUGAAGAACUAGACUUGUGUUAUGAGUUAUGAUUGAUGUCUUCCUUUUUAUUUCAUUAAAAUUAAAAAGAGGAAUGCUAUACAGGGAAUUUGUUGGUGGAUGUAUUUGCGGAAUUACAGGGAAUUCUGGUCAUCAAUGAAAAGGAGGAAGAAUCGAGAUUUCUAUGUAA
Messenger RNA from Erigeron canadensis, 839 nucleotides. RefSeq names its product NEDD8-conjugating enzyme Ubc12-like. The transcript has 6 exons. Gene Ontology annotation, biological process: protein neddylation. The record is from RefSeq and is a predicted model, not a curated record. NCBI's taxonomy places the organism in Eukaryota, Viridiplantae, Streptophyta, Magnoliopsida, Asterales, Asteraceae. The coding region runs from base 100 to 648 and encodes 182 amino acids. Gene Ontology annotation, molecular function: NEDD8 transferase activity. Gene Ontology annotation, cellular component: nucleus.